AUGAGUGUUCUUUCUCAAACAUAUGACGAAGCUAUAGACACUUAUAACUCUGUUUUUAACAAAUCUACUUAAACUGGUGAGUCUUAAACAAAUUUAGAAGGUGAAUAAACUACUGGUAAAAGAUUACUUGCUUAAAAAAGUUCUAAUCUAUCUCAACAUAUUUAAAAACCUAUCUUCAGAAAAAAUGUUGCUUCAUUUGAGUUUGAUGCUGACCUAAGAUCUGAGUUUAAUGAUUCAGGACUUGUUAGUAAAGAAGAUAUUUGCUCAGUUGGCAUUUACAGCUUCUUUAAUGGUGCUUCUUCUAAGAUUGUAGAGAGAUAAACCAGAGCAAACAUAUCUAAAAUUCUGAAAUUCUAUCAGUAUGUACAAGAAUCAAAAAUAGUCUCAAUAAAUUAAUAGAUGAUUUCGAAACUGUUAUUACUGUAGAAAAAAAUCCUCUCUUGA
Messenger RNA from Tetrahymena thermophila SB210, 444 nucleotides. RefSeq names its product transmembrane protein, putative. The record is from RefSeq and is a predicted model, not a curated record. The transcript is spliced from 2 exons. Lineage: Eukaryota; Ciliophora; Oligohymenophorea; Hymenostomatida; Tetrahymenidae.